This is a messenger RNA of Schistocerca gregaria, 690 nucleotides long. RefSeq lists its product as uncharacterized. The transcript has a single exon. Lineage: Eukaryota; Metazoa; Arthropoda; Insecta; Orthoptera; Acrididae. The record is from RefSeq and is a predicted model, not a curated record. The coding region runs from base 1 to 690 and encodes 229 amino acids.
AUGGUCGCCUCCCCGUCUCGCCGCCUCCCCGUCUCGCCGCCUCCCCGUAUCGCCGCCUCCCCGUCUCGCCGCCUCCACGUAUCCCCGCCUCCACGUAUCGCCGCCUCCACGCAUCGCCACCUCUACUUAUCGCCGCUUCCACGUAUCGCCGCCUCCACGUAUCGCCGCCUCCACGUAUCGCCGCCUCCCCGUAUCGCCGCCUCCACGUCUUGCCGCCUCCACGUCUCGCCGCCUCCCCGCCUCACCGCCUCCCCGUCUCGCCGCCUCCCCGUCUCGCCGCCUCCCCGUCUCGCCGCCUCCCCGUCUCGCCGCCUCCCCGUCUCGCCGCCUCCACGUCUCGCCGCCUCCACGUAUCGCCGCCUCCCCGUAUCGCCGCCUCCACGUCUCACCGCCUCCACGUCUCGCCGCCUCCCCGCCUCCCCGCCUCACCGCCUCCCCGUCUCGCCGCCUCCCCGUCUCGCCGCCUCCCCGUCUCGCCGCCUCCACGUAUCGCCGCCUCCCCGUAUCGCCGCCUCCACGUCUCGCCGCCUCCACGUCUCGCCGCCUCCCCGCCUCACCGCCUCGCCGCCUCACCGCCUCGCCGCCUCCACGUCUCGCCGCCUCCCCGUCACGCCGCCUCCCCGUCUCGCCGCCUCCCCGUCACGCCGCCUCCACGUCUCGCCGCCUCCCCGUCUCGCCGCCUCCACGUAA